Molecule: messenger RNA, 2089 nt
Organism: Frankliniella occidentalis (western flower thrips)
Lineage: Eukaryota; Metazoa; Arthropoda; Insecta; Thysanoptera; Thripidae
Gene: Ctl2
Product: choline transporter-like 2
Biological process (GO): transmembrane transport
Cellular component (GO): membrane
Molecular function (GO): transmembrane transporter activity
Source: RefSeq, a predicted model, not a curated record
AGCGCGCGGCCCGGCCCGGCAUCACUCUGACGCGCUGCUCCACGCUCAGGCAUGGCGCGCAGGUCGUCCGUCUCCUCGGUCAGCUCCGAGAAGCGGCUCGCGGUGCGCGAUGGCGACCCCAGCCGCAUCCUGCAGCCCACCGACUCGAGCGGCCAGCAGUGCGGCGUGUCCCCGGCCGUGUCCAACAAGCCGUACUUGCUCUUCUUCGACCCGUCGCUGUGCGCGCGGCCCACCGCCAACGUCCUGGUCAACGGCUGCGCCUCGCCCAGCGCGUGCGUCGCGAGCUGCCCCAAGGAGGAGUUCUACGCCCCGAACUACUACAAGCAGGCCGCCCUGAGCGGGCCCCCGCCCAUCUGCCUAUUCCAGCAGAGCUCGCCCACCACGGGCGCCGAGCUGCGCAAACUCGUCGAGAGCAACAAGUGCGCCAAGUGGUACAAGAAGACCAUCGCAGUGGGCAAGUUCUGUGUCCCCGACGUGAUGGGGUUGGGGCCGAAUCAGCCUCUCGUCGUGGACGGCCAAGCCAUCGGCUCUUCGGUUGAGGACGUCACGAAGGGCGGCAACAUUAUGAUGGCGCUGCAGAGGGCGUACGAGGCCGGUGAGAAGGUGGUGUCGGACAUCGUGCAGUCGUACUCUUUCAUCAUCCUGGGGCUGGCCGUCGCCAUGGUGCUCUCCUUCUUCUACAUCCUGCUUCUGCGCUGGGUCACGGGGGUCAUGGUGUGGAGCUCGAUCCUCCUGGUCCUGGUGCUCCUCGGUGUCGGCCUGUACGCGUGCUACGCGUUCUGGGCGCAGCUCAAGGACGGCAGCACGGUAGCGCUGUGGGGUGACGUGCCUGCCGAGUUCCGCGGCAUCCUGGACGACCCGACCACGUGGAUGGCGUUCAUGAUCGUGCUGGCCAUCAUCCUGGGCGUGCUGCUGCUCAUGGUGCUCUUCCUGCGCAAGCGCAUCUCGCUCGCCGUCACCCUCAUCGAGCAGGGCGGCAAGGCCGUGAGCAGCAUGACGUCCACCCUGUUCUUCCCCGUGGUGCCGUGGGCGCUGCAGGUGGCCGUCGUGGCCUACACGGCCACGGUCGUGCUCUACCUCGCCACCUCGGGCGUUGCCAUCUACAAGACGCACGGCCUGAACGACACGAGCUGCACUUGCGUGGCGGUGAACAUCAAUAGGGAUGGCGUUGAUUGCAUUCCCAGUAACUUUAACCACGAAUGUUCAAACUGUAUUGCCCAAGGAGCUUCUUGCCAAUUUUUCCGAUAUAACCCACCAGACUACACGAAAUGGCUCCAUGUGUUCAAUAUAUUUGGUGCUAUAUGGACACUAUUUUUCAUAUCGGGCAUGGCACAGAUGAUUCUGGCUGCCACCUUUGCUACUUGGUACUGGACUUUCCACAAAUCUGAUGUGCCGUUUUUUGUAUUAACUCGAUCAUUUUUCAUGUCAAUUACCUAUCACACUGGCACUGUGGCAUUUGGUUCUUUGAUCAUUUCUAUUGUACGUUUUAUACGACUAAUUCUUGAUUAUAUUGAAAAGCAAGCAAAGCAGUACAGUGAUAAUUCAGUAGCAAAAUGUGUCAUGUGUUGCUGCAAGUGCUGCUUUGCUUGUGUAGAAGGUUUUCUUAAAUUUAUUUCCCGCAAUGCAUACAUCAUGUGUGCAGUCCACGGGAAAAACUUCUGUGCUUCGGCUAAAGAUGCAUUCAACCUUCUGAUGAGAAAUGUGAUAAGAGUAGUAGUUAUUGAUAAGAUUACGGACUUUGUUUUCUUCAUGGGAAAACUCCUUAUAACAGCAGUAGUUUGUACCGCUGUGUAUUUCAGUCUGCGGCAAUGGCCUCCAGACCCUAAACUGAACUACAAUGCAGUACCAGUUACUGUCACUGGUGUAGGGUCUUUCCUCAUUGCCAGUGUUUUCUUUGGUGUAUACAGUGUGGCAGUAGAUACCUUAUUUUUAUGUUUCCUUGAAGACUGUGAGCGUAAUGAUGGUACAGCAGCAAAACCAUACUACAUGUCUCCAAGCCUCAUGCGUAUCUUUGGCAAGAAAAACCGACGAGACUGAUUGUGUACAUGUUACAAUAACAAAGCCCCCAAGUCGGGGUCAAUCGUUCAAG